This is a messenger RNA of Piliocolobus tephrosceles (Ugandan red Colobus), 1228 nucleotides long. It is a transcript of the gene CDKN2D, whose product is annotated as cyclin dependent kinase inhibitor 2D. The transcript has 3 exons. Lineage: Eukaryota; Metazoa; Chordata; Mammalia; Primates; Cercopithecidae. Gene Ontology annotation, molecular function: protein binding. Gene Ontology annotation, cellular component: nucleus. The record is from RefSeq and is a predicted model, not a curated record. The coding region runs from base 133 to 633 and encodes 166 amino acids.
AAUCCGCGGCGUUCGGGGCGUGGCCGGGAGCACGUUGGCUCCGCCCCCUGGCUGCUGCCUCGGCGGCUGCGGCGGCGCAGGCUCAGAGCAGACCCCGCCCGGCAAGGAGGAGGGAGGGCCGUCAGUGUCGACAUGCUGCUGGAGGAGGUCCGCUCCGGCGACCGGCUGAGUGGGGCCGCGGCCCGGGGCGACGUGCAGGAGGUGCGCCGCCUUCUGCACCGCGAGCUGGUGCAUCCCGACGCCCUCAACCGCUUCGGCAAGACGGCGCUGCAGGUCAUGAUGUUUGGCAGCACCGCCAUCGCCCUGGAGUUGCUGAAGCAAGGUGCCAGCCCCAAUGUCCAGGACACUUCCGGCACCAGUCCAGUCCAUGACGCAGCCCGCACUGGAUUCCUGGACACCCUGAAGGUCCUAGUGGAGCACGGGGCUGAUGUCAACGCGCCUGAUGGCACCGGGGCACUUCCCAUCCAUCUGGCGGUGCAAGAGGGUCACACUGCCGUGGUCAGCUUUCUGGCGGCUGAAUCUGAUCUCCAUCGCAGGGAUGCCAGGGGUCUCACACCCCUGGAGCUGGCACUGCAGAGAGGGGCUCAGGACCUCGUGGACAUCCUGCAGGGGCACAUGGUGGCCCCGCUGUGAUCUGGGGUCACUCUCUCCAGGAAGAGAACCCCGUGGGGUUAUGUAUCAGAAGAGAGGGGAAGAAACACUUUCUCUUCUUGUUUCUCCUGCCCACUGCCGCAGUAGGGGAGGAGCACCAGUUUGUGGCUUAUAGGUGUUGGUUUUCGGGGUGUGUGGGUAUUUGGGGGACGUUUCUCAUUUGUUUUUCUCACUCCUUUUGGUGUGUUGGACAGAGAAGGGCUCCUGCAGGCCACAGCCACCUAAACGGUUCAGUUUCUUCUGCGCCCCAGGCUGCUGGGGCCUCAGACAAGACCCAAGGGCAGAGCGUUUAAGAGUGAAGUCAUCACCUCCAGGGAGCCUAGAACCUGGUGACCUUGGCUGGCUGUGCUCAGAGACCUGAAGUGUGCACGUUGCUUCGGUCAUAGGGGGUGGGGGGAGAGUCCCAAAUCAGUAAGAAGGUAGAAUGAGUUAUUCAUAUUCUGUUGGAAGCUUGUUUUCCACUCUCUUGUACAGCGUUUUAAAAGAAAUGGAUUCUAUUUAUUAUGCUUUAUUGGAAAAAAAUGUUGUAAUAAUUUAAUGUUUUUACCCAUUAAAUUAAGACUUGUGCAUGAUCACA